Messenger RNA from Caenorhabditis auriculariae, 6787 nucleotides. Lineage: Eukaryota; Metazoa; Nematoda; Chromadorea; Rhabditida; Rhabditidae. The record is from the annotation of a GenBank genome assembly.
AUGUCGACCUGCAAGUUCGAUUCGGGCGGGAAAGUUCGCGUCGCUCAUCAGGCCUCAGCGGCCAGUUCAUUAUUAAAGCAAAGCAUCGAAUCGAAACGGUUGGCUCUGUCGAAAGUGAAUGGAUCAUCGUCCCAAACAUCUAACCAUUCCUUUUUUCCAGAUUGCAAAUUCUCUAAACGGCAGCGCUAAGAAGGGUCAUCCUCAAAUCAACGCGAAGCGUUCUCUUGCAUCAAAACGUGAGGCUUAUUCGCUCUAAAUCGUCUGAAACGUUCUUUGAAGAACUAAAGUUCCGACAAAAGGAAAAUUUUUUAAAAGUAAUUCUGCGUGUUAGUCAGAUAAGGACACUGUAUUAGUGAGUAAAAUAAAAUAAUUUUGAAGUGAUUUUUUUUCAGCAAAAAAACGAAAAACGAGCUCGGAUGACGACGACGACGAUGAAUUUGUGGUAGAAGACGAGGAGGAAGAAGAAGGCGAAGACGAAUUCCGUGACGACGACGACGAUUUUGAGGAGGAGGAAGGACCGAAAAAGCGAAAAGUUCCAGCCAAAAAGUACGGUUUUUUUUUUCGAAAACAGUCUUGGAAAGCCCUUCGUUGCGCCUUUUUUGGUGUUUUUAUUGGAGAAGUUUUGAUCUCAUAAAAUGAAGUGUUUUAGAAAGAAAAGAGAAUAAAAUAGCCUUCUGUAGAUGCUAGUAAACACGCGAGAACGGUCCUUAUUUUUGAAAAAAAAUGAGCUUCAAAAAACGUCCUAAUGUCUUCAGAAUGCCCACGAAAGGCUCUCGGAAGUUCCCUCUUCAGUUUUUGUUUCCAACAAUGAUUCGUUUCUUUUAAGAUUCACAUCGCCAAAUGGAAAAACAGCGUCUGCACAGCCUUCUAUUGUGUAAUUUGCCGAGAAUAUUCACAGUAAAGUAUAAAAAAUAUUCAGAAAGAAGAAGGAGUUCACCCUUUCCGAAUCGAGCGACGAGGACGAUUGGAAAGGAAAACCGCGGUUAGAUGAAAGCCAUUCGGUGAGUUUCAGAAAGACUGUUUUCUUGUUGAAAACGGACAAUUUUCGCUGGAACGUAUUUCAGAGUAUCUUGAUCCCGAUUUUAAAAAAUAAGUUUGACGAAUUUCACCUUUUAGUCGAGUUAUACCCUCAUAAGAAUGCGUAAAUUCCUUCUACGCACAGAUACGGAAAAAAAUAGUUAAAACUUGACUAGAAUCGUAAAGAAAAAAAAAAUUAAUAUCGCUCGACAUCUGAAUGCAAAUACGUUUCAACUAAGUUUUAAAACCUCUCAAAACUUGUUUUUUCAUUGCGUUCAGAGAACAAUGACAAAUUAUCAUAUUUUCAUGCAGACUGCAAUGAAAACUCGAGUAACGGAGAAGAAAAACCAGAAGGAAUCCCGGAGGAAAGCCGUCAUCGAGAGCGACGAAAACGAUGAAUUUAUCGAUGACGACAGCGAUAUCGAGCCCGAUAUUAGCCGUAAAAAGGUUUCUUAAAGUGUAUUUCUCUUCAAAUUUCCUCAUUUUCGGGGUCAAAACUUCAGAACAGAAACUACCUGGGAUAUAAUGUAUAGAUACUUUAUAUUAUUAAAGUCGAUGGAAGAAUAUUGAAAAAAUCCUUUGCUUCUAAAAAAUCUUUUCAUGUUGAAACUGACCACUGUCCGUUUAAAAUGUGGAGUUAUGCAAAAAAAAAAGAAAUUCAGAAGUCCCUUUCUCCGAGAGGUUAACUAUUUUUUGCUUAAUUUUUUCGCUUUCUCUCAUAUUUUUCACUAGCAAAAUCAUCCAGCCGAGGUGAAUUUGUGAAGAGAACUUUAUUUUCGCCCGAAAAAAGUUCAUCCUACGUCAUUUACAAAAUUAAAUUUGAAUUUUUAGCAAACCCUGAAAUCGGAGAAAAAAAAAGCAGCGAAUCAAGUGAAACGGAAAAAAGGUGAAUCGGACGACGAAUGGGAAGAGUUCGUUGAAGAAGACGACGACGAGCUCGGCAGGGCCGAAGACGCCGAAACGCCUUCUGACGACAGCGACGUGGGCCUUCAAGUGGAAGAAGAUGAAGAUAAUAACUCUCAUUCAGGCCGAAGAGCGGAACCGAGAAAAACGAAGGACUCGCGAGACUCCGACGACGCGAAGUUGUCGCGAGUUCUUCAACGGCGCGACGUUAGAGGAGCUCCUUGCGACUCCACGUGUCAACGAGAAAAUCGCCGAAGUCAUCAUGAAAAAGAGGCCCUUCGAGAACUUUGCCGACUUGGUAAUCCGCCCCGGUCCAGAAGCGUUUUGUUGGAAAAAGACUGUUUUGAGGAAGACGGUAUUGGGGCGGUGCCGCGUGGAAAGCAAGCCCUCGAGGCUUACAUCGAGCAUUUGGAGAACCGGGGCGUCCUGGAGAAGAUUCUCGAUGAUUGCAAGGUUCGGAGAGUUUUUUUCGGUCCGAUUUAUAGUUUAAGGAAUAGUUUACAUCGAUCAAUGUCUUUUUGAAGUUGAAAAAUGCUCAUUUUGGAAAGUUUUGACGAAUUUCUGUGACAAAUUUGAAGCUUAAAAUUUUUGAAUGUACUUUUCGAAAGUUUCCAAACUUCUUAAAAUCUCUUUUGCGUUCUUUGAUAAUAUAUACAGUUUUGAAAGGCAAUUUUCCUAAUUUUGUUUUUUUUUUCUUCUAAAGCAAUUGAAAGGCUCCUUCACACACCCUAAUUGCAACUCAAUGAAUUUUUUCAAAUGGAAAAGACGUUUCAAUAAAAUCCAUAGACUUUGCUUUUUUCCUGUCGUGUUCGAGUUAUCUCCGCCAAAUGCGAAACUAUCUCUGACUCUCCGAAAUUUAGUUGUCUUUUCACCCUUUGAACACGGCAUGACCGUUGAUUUGUGACUUUUUGAAUUUUUCUGAGUUUCGGCAACGGUAAUAUUCCGCAGUUCGGAAAUUUCAGGACCACGCCGAGACUGUUGCCCGGGAUUUCGAGCGAAUGACGGCCGGUCCUCUAUCUUUGCCCCUUUUGAAAGAAGAGUAAAUUUUUUUAUCCGGUCUAAAGUAAUUUUACUCGUUAUUUUCAGCUGCACUCUCCACGACUAUCAGAAAGUCGGAGUCAAAUGGUUGAUUAUGAUGUACAAAAAAGAUUUGAACUGCAUCCUCGGCGAUGAAAUGGUUGGUGUCAUCAUUCAGACUUUCUUUUUUUGGACUUUUCUAAACGUCGAAUUAUUAAUUCACUGAAACUUCUUCUAGGGACUUGGAAAAACGAUCCAAAUCAUUUCGUUCCUCUCGUAUUUGAAAGCGACCGACGUUCCCGGCCCUCAUCUAAUCGUUGUCCCAUCUUCGACCAUUGAAAAUUGGAUGAACGAACUCCAGAAAUGGUGCCCGAAACUCAAGGUAAAACUUUUUUUUUUCUGUUUAUAUUGGCAAUUUUCCAGCUUCUCACUUAUUACGGCAACCAAGAUGAGCGGAAACAUCUGCGACAUAAAGUCAAAAAACAGAAAGAAACGGUAAGAAUCAUUGAAAAACAUUGGAUAAUAGUUUUUGACAGACCGACAUUGUCCUGACCACCUACAACAUGAUCUCUUCAAAGACGGACGAUCGCAAAUUCUUCAAGAACUUUUCAAUGAAUUACGUUAUUUAUGACGAAGGUCAUAUGUUGAAGAACUGCGCGUCGGAGCGAUAUCGCAACUUGAUGAAAGUCCGGGUUCGUUGUUUCAAGAGUUUCAUGAAGCCCAUUCCACGCCAGCGUGUCAAUUUUUUUUUUGUCAAAAUUUGCGAUGACCAAAUUUGAUCAAGAUUCACCCCCACCUCUCUCAAGAUCUUAUUUUUGCAAUCUUUCUGCAUUUUUGUACAGAAAAGGUGCAAAAAACUGUUUUUACGGUAGAUUUUUUUCCCGCUGUUUAGAAACAUGACCGUAGAACGCACCAUAGUAUAAUUUGAAUUAUUCAAUCUUCAAUGAAUUUUUGAUUCUUUCUCUUGAAUAAAACGGCAUUUUUUCCAGGGAAAACGGAAAAUCCUCUUGACAGGAACGCCUCUACAAAACAACUUGAUCGAGCUGAUCUCUUUGAUGUAUUUUGUCCUCACCAAAGUUUUCAAUCGAUAUUGUGAGGACAUCACUCAGCUUUUAUCCCAUUUCAAGCAGGUUCGGAACCUUUCUCUGGUAGCAAAACGGAAAAAUUUAUUUUCAGCAAGGUCCGGCGUUAGAAGCCGGCAACGCGGUUUUGUACCAGAAAGACCGGAUAGAACAGGCCAAAUCCAUCCUCCAGCCGUACAUUUUACGUCGGCUCAAAACUCAGGUUCAUAUUUUUUUUUUUUGUAGUGCAUCAUAUUGAUGAUCUUCAGGCUCUUGGAAACCUGCCAACGAAAACCGAGAAAGUGCUGGAGGUGGAUUUGACAAGCGAGCAGCAGGAAUUGUACGACACCGUUUUGGAGAGGUUGAAUCUUUUUAAGCCACACUUUUUUUUUGAUGAAAAAGAGGUAUUAUGUCAAAAACGGUUCUCAGAAGAAUACAAAAGAAACUCCACGGAGAUAAAAGAAGAAUAAGUUGUAUUUCGCAGCCUCUAGUUGAAGUUUUUAAAAUUUACUCGGCUCACUUGUUCAAAGAAAAAAAUUUUUUCCGAAAAUUUGACGCGAAAUUAGAUAUCUUCCUUUUAUUUUGAAGUUUCACGCGAAAUAAGAUAAUUUAUUUCGAAAUGAGCUUGCUUUUUAGUUACUUAGAUUUCACGAAAAGACUUUGACAGUGUUCGGAACGACGACUACUACGGGGGCAACUCCUACGGCGCCCUGAUGCGACUCAGACAAGCCGCCAACCAUCCCCUCCUCCGUCGCUCGCACUACAACGAGUUCAAACUCGACAAGAUCGCCAAAACCCUCUGUUCCAAGGUCUCCGACUGAAUCCCCCUCCAAGAAUUACUAUGGACUUUGAAGGAGAAGCCGUACGAGACGAAAAAGUGGGAAGACGUCGCCGACGACAUCUCCUUCCUCUCCGACUUCCAAAUCCACCAGCUCUGCGAGAAAUUCCGCAGCACUCAGAAAUUCCUGCUCGACGAGCAGUUGGCCCUACACAGCGGCAAAUGCAAGCAACUCGACAAAAUGUUGCCCGAAAUCGCCAAAUUGGUAACUUUUCUUCUAAAAACGACUCCGAGUUCCUCCUUGAGUGAAAUUGAAGUUUUCGAGCUUCUUCUCUAUCAUGGUAUCGCGAAAUUCCUAGUUGAAACCAUGAUAGUUUGAUGAAAACUACAGAAAGGUGUUUUGAACAAAAAAAUUAUCAAGAAAUUUUGAAUUUCCUGUAUCUUCAGAUUCUGAUUUUCAAGUAUUUCAAUCUCAAGCUCCGCCCCUAAUGGCGCGAUGGACCAAAAAGAGAGCAAUCAAUCUACAGCGUUUUCAAAUGACGUCAUUCUACUUGAAAAUUCUAAAUCUUGACACACUAUAUAGCUGACUCACGGCUGGCUUGAGCCAUCGAAAAAAAUGGUCCUGACACGAGAAUGCACGAGAUAGCGCCUGGCUCGUGGAGAGCGCAGACGGGACACGCCUCCUUAACGUCCAAAGCUAGCCGUGAAUCAGCUAUAGUUUGGGCUUUGAAGCACUUUUAUCUUGAUGAUAGGAAUCUAAAAAGUUAGGAGAGAGCAAUGUUUUUUUUAAGAAUAUUUUUUUUUUCAAAAAAAAAAGGUCAAAUGGGUGAAUCAGCGCUCGUCGAAAUCACCGAGAAGCUCUGUUUUUCAUAAACCUAAAUUUCCAGGGUGACAAGGUCUUGAUAUUCUCGCAAUUCACCUCAAUGCUCGACAUUUUGGAGGUAGGCUCAUUUUUUUUUUGAGCUGUAGAACUAGUUUUUAAGGUUUACCUGCACAUACGGGGCUAUUCUUUCAAACGGCUGGAUGGAUCGACCCCUGUCAUGGACAGGUUUAGUCAAAUAACUUCUUUCUGACCUAAUAGAAUCUUUCAGACAGGAGAUGAUCAACGAGUUCAACACGUCUUCCUCUUCAGAGUUGUUCAUCUUCCUGCUGUCGACCAAGGCUGGAGGCCUCGGCAUCAACUUGACCUCGGCCAAUCACAUUAUCAUCCACGACAUUGACUUCAAUCCCUACAAUGAUAAGCAGGCGGGUUUUUCGGGGACUUUUUUUUUGAUUAAACACUAUAAGGACCACUCUGGCGUUCCUAAGACUCUUAUUUGGAUAAAAGACAAAAAUAAAGUAACAUUAAAAUCGAUCCAAUCGUUGUUCUCUAAAAAUUAAAAACAUUUUCAGGCCGAAGACCGUUGCCAUCGGAUGGGACAAAAGAAAGAAGUUCACGUUACGCGAUUAAUCAGUAAAGAUACAGUCGAGGUUUCAAAAUCAUAAAAUUCUUAUUUACUUUUCGUAUAGGUCGGCAUGCAUAUGGUGGCCAAGAAGAAGCUGCAGUUGGAAAAGCAGGUCACCGGCGGAAUAAAGGGACAACUUGAAGAAGGUAAUUCUACUCUCUGUGAACUAAAUUGUCGAUUUUUUCGUACAUUUCCGAUCAUUGAAUGAAAGCACUGAGUUAUUAAAGUUUAAAAAACGAAUUUCUAUAGGAAAAUAUUAUAACGGUGAUAGGAAUCUCGAAAAAGGAUUAACUAGCCUUAUAGCGCACGUCAAUUGUAAAAACACUGACGAACGCCUAUGAUUCCUCUCCAUUUGCUCAAAUUCACUUCUAGAUGAUGAAGACUCCCGGGGAAGCAAGGCCGAGGUGACGGAGAACAACGGCGAGGAGAAGCUCGACGAGAAGACGUUGAAUAAUCUCCUUUCGGGAGCCCUACGAAGGCGGUCACUUUGCGAGGCCGAAAAGGAGACGUCUCCCUCAGAUUCGCCCACGUCUUCUAAAAACAAAAAGUCGAAGGCGAGAAAAUGA